AUGUCUCUUUUAAUUCCAGUGAGAAGGUUCUCCGGGAAUGCGGUGUUACGGACAGCCAUUACGAAUUUGUCCGCCAGAAAACAAGGUACUGGAACGGGACCAUUUGUGGAACUCCCAGAUCUACAGCCAUUGCAUGACUCACUUCUGCUUCGGAUACCAAGUUCCAGCUCUGUGGUAGGUAAGCUCAACAAUAUCACCGUUAUUGAUAGUUCAAAUGAGUUGAAGGACAUAGAGCUUACGAAGCUGUUCGCUAUCCAAAAACAAAAAGAUACCGGAUUCGUCACAUUAUCCACGGCCGAUGAGCCUGUUAAUCUGAUCUGUACCGCAUCUACAAGGCUAAACAACGUCACAGUUAUUAACCUUGAUGAUUAUGAGCAAGGAUGGACGGUCAAUGAUCCUCUGAAUAAUAUACUUUGCUAUUCCGGAGAUGUGUCAAUAAAUGGAAAUAAAAUCGUAGGGAGAGGCAUUUUUGCACUCAAUGGACAAGGAUCCAGUUGGCAUAUUAUGUUGAAAGAAUCAGAACAAAUAGUUGCACCAGCUACCUCCGUUUUAGGCUUUAGCUCAACUGUGUCCGUUAGCCCAGACAAGAUUACCAGUCCUUUACAUUUCACAAUACCAACUUUCUUUGCAUUGCCAACAGGAGUAAGUACAUGGAUCCAUUCCAAUAUUACUCCUAAAUAUGAAGCUUUGAGGUUUCAAUAUAAUAAACUUUUCAGGAAAAACAAAAUUACGGCUAGUUUACAAGGACCCGGCAUAGUAAUCUUACAGCAUCAAAACACCAAUUAUUCAAGAAAUAUUCUAUACACUGAUGAAGCUUUAUUAGAAGCUCUCAAAAAAUAA
Molecule: messenger RNA, 840 nt
Organism: Kluyveromyces lactis
Lineage: Eukaryota; Fungi; Ascomycota; Saccharomycetes; Saccharomycetales; Saccharomycetaceae
Exons: 1
Coding region: 1-840 (279 amino acids)
Source: RefSeq, a predicted model, not a curated record